Maniola jurtina (meadow brown) is the source of this 5733-nucleotide messenger RNA. RefSeq names its product zinc finger MIZ domain-containing protein 1 (gene tna). The coding region runs from base 401 to 2800 and encodes 799 amino acids. The record is from RefSeq and is a predicted model, not a curated record. Gene Ontology annotation, biological process: regulation of transcription by RNA polymerase II; protein sumoylation. Lineage: Eukaryota; Metazoa; Arthropoda; Insecta; Lepidoptera; Nymphalidae. Gene Ontology annotation, molecular function: zinc ion binding; SUMO ligase activity. The transcript has 11 exons.
UGCUGGAUUUUAGUGACAAACAUAAGCCCCCAUUGGAUUUGGAUGUUCUCUUGAACUGUGCAGUGACAUUUAAAUUUUAAGACAAACAGUGCAGUGACUACCCAAAGGAUUGCAAAGUGUUAUCAAUUUGGAUUUUCACGGAAAACCCUGGAUAUGAAAGAGUUACGAAAACUGAAGUGCUAAUGACUUACAAAGGAUUUGAAGUGAAUUAAAUUUUAAGGAGGUGCCUUGAAUCGACAGGACGGCGAACUCUGGUAAUACGGCAGGAUACGCGGGAGCAAACAUAAGCUACGCGGGAGCGCACGCUCCCGACACAGAAAAACAUCAUUUUCUGCAAGAUACCAUAGGCUACAGAGUUAACGCACCAAGCGGCUAUGGGUGCGCUGGCGGUCCGGGCGCGAUGAGCGGCGGAGGCGAGAACGGGCAGUUCGGCGCCACCGCCGCGAUGGUCGCCGCGGCCACCACGGCCGCGAUGCAGGACUCGCAGCCCUUCUCGCAGAUGCAAAACAACAUGACUAUGGGAAAUCCCCAGUAUAAUGCGAUGAACGGCUACGGUCAGCAGCGCAGCCAUAAUCCCGCAAUGACGGGAAUGGGAAUGGGUGGCAAUGGCGGCAUGAACGGAAUGACUGGCAUGGGCCAGAUGGGAAAUGCUAUGAAUGGCAUGAAUCCGAUGGCUCAGAUGGCGAAUAUGGGAAUGCACGCUACUAUGAUGUCCUCACAAAUGGGACCUGGCCAAAUGGGUGGAUCGGCUAAAAUGGGUCCAGGGUACCACCAAAGGCGGCACACACCUUAUCCAUCAGGAACAAUGCUUAUGGGAUCGAGGAAAACUCAAUACAUGACUGGGCAGCCUAGUUUUGGUCCCGGCCCUGGUCAAUAUCCCACGGGGUACGGUGGGAGACCUGGUUUCCAAGCUCAAUACCCACCACAGCAGGCACUCGGUCCGAGUGGAAAUUUUAGUGCAGGAAUGAGGGGUAGCAUGAGACAAUCUACGCCACCUUACUCAAAUCAGGGGCAAUAUUUCAACGGCAGUGUUACGAAUCAGUUUCCCCAGCAUCAGGCAGGAAGUGCGCAGUACGGUGCACAGUAUGGCGGACAAUUCGCGCAAGAAGUAGCUAUGCGCUCAAAUAUGAGCUAUCAGCACAGCCCUGUACCGGGAAAUCCAACGCCACCACUCACGCCAGCCAGUAGUAUGCCACCUUACAUCAGCCCUAACGCAGAUGUUAAACCUCACUUUAACGAGCUCAAGCCACCGAUGGGCAUGCAAAAUGACGAGCUCCGGUUAACAUUCCCUGUAAGAGAUGGUAUAAUACUACCACCUUUUAGAUUAGAACAUAAUUUAGCAGUUAGCAAUCAUGUAUUCCAAUUAAAACCUACGGUCCACUCAACGUUAAUAUGGAGAUCCGAUCUUGAGUUACAACUAAAAUGCUUCCAUCAUGAAGAUCGGCAAAUGAAUACAAACUGGCCAGCAAGCGUGCAGGUCUCUGUUAAUGCAACACCUUUAGUAAUUGAUAGAGGUGAAAACAAAAAUUCACACAAACCAUUGUACCUGAAAGAAGUGUGUCAACCUGGCAGGAAUACAAUACAAAUCACCGUAUCGGCUUGUUGUUGUUCACAUCUAUUCGUUCUGCAAUUAGUACAUCGGCCGAGCGUGAGGAGUGUGUUGCAAGGGUUACUACGAAAACGACUUCUCACAGCAGAUCAUUGCAUCGCAAAAAUUAAAAUGAACUUUAAUCAAACGCCAGCUAAUCCUAACAACUCCAAUAUUUCCAACGACAGAGAUAGUGUUGAACAAACGGCGCUUAAAGUAUCAUUAAAAUGUCCCAUAACAUUCAAGAAGAUAACAUUACCUGCGCGGGGGCAUGAAUGUAAACAUAUACAGUGCUUUGAUUUGGAAUCCUACUUGCAACUUAAUUGCGAGAGAGGAUCAUGGCGAUGUCCAGUGUGCAAUAAACCAGCUCAGUUGGAAGGCUUAGAAGUAGACCAAUACAUGUGGGGUAUCCUAAAUACCUUGAAUACCUCCGAUGUAGAUGAAGUAACUAUCGAUAGUGGGGCAAAUUGGAAAGCAACUAAGAUUCCUACAAACACUGGUAUCAAGCAGGAAGAAGACAGCAACGACGGUAGUGGCAAAAGAUCGAAAGCUGUAUCACCAGGGUCCAUGAACAUGCCAACAAUGAACAAUUGGGAUAUGAAUCAGGCCCUAUCACCAUAUUUACCGCCAGAUAUGAACACUAUUGCGAGCGGGUCCAUGAUUUCAUCGUACAACCAAGGAGGACAGAAUAGAAACUCGGGAUCAAGUAACCAAAACUAUGAUUUCGGCAUGAACAACGGACCAGGCAGCAAUGAGUUUGCAGGCAAUGGUCCUCUAUCUCAUCUAAACGAUAGUGUUAACUCCUUGGAUCCACUCAACGCGAUGGAGAAAAGUCUUAAUGAGCAGAUGCCACACACUCCUCACACGCCUCAUACGCCGGGAUCCGCACACACGCCGGGCGGAGGCGGCGGGGCGCACACGCCGGGCUCGAGCCACACUCCAGGGCCGCCGUCCGUCGACCACCAUCCUCUUACAGACGUCGACAUCCCCGCAGAUCUCAACUUUGAUCCAGCAGCCGUCAUUGAUGGAGAGGGCACUGAUAAUCUUAAUCUUCUUCCGGAGACAAACGUAGACCCGAUGGAGCUUCUCUCGUACUUGGAUGCGCCAGCUCUCGGUGAACUGCUAGCGACGCCGCCUUCGUCUUCAUCUUCGGCGGGAUCACAUCCGCCCAGGGUGCCUUCGUCCGAUGAUCUCCUAGCCCUAUUUGAAUGAGCUAACGCAUGUGACUGGUGGGGUUUACACCCUCCAUCGGAUGACAACUAGCGUGAAAUGAUGCGAUCUCGUUUAAUCAUUCAGCUUCCGUGAGUGGUUUGUCGUGUACGGCAAAACUUCAGCUCUUCGUACAAGUGGAGCCCGACAUUGUGAUACUAGAUUUUAGUUCCUUCUCCAGAGUGAAAAUAUUGAAUGCUGCAGAAUUAUCACAGAUAAAUAAUUUAUUCAGAAUCCGGAUCCAACAGAAUCUCCUAAAAUUGUUAUCUGAGUAAAACUUGCGGCAAUCAAUGCAGUCACAUCUUGUGUCAUGUUGAAACAACGGCACAGGGGAAAAUUUAGUAGAUAUAAUAUUUUAGGUAAUAUUGUACUAAGGCGAGGCGCGGGCCGCGCCGGCCACGCACUGCGGUGGCGUGCAUGUAUAGUUCCUCGCACUGCCGCACACACGGUGGCGCACCUAAGCUCCCUAUAUUCUAAACUCUAGUUUUAACUGUAACACAAAUUAAAAGUUAUACUUAUCGUAUAAAACUGGACUCUUUAUUCGAUUUGAUAAUAAUAUCAUAAUCGAUGAAAUAUUUUGAUUUGUCCAUAUUUUGUGAAUAGUUCACCGAGUGUAAAUAAAAGAGUUUAUUUUAUUGAUAUCCGUUAUUGUGGUGGAGUAGAUGAGGACGUCGCACCGCCUGUACAUAUAGCGUAGAGCGACGCGACGCUCGCGGGAGGCAUCAUGAAUCUUAUAGUUCCUAUUUGAUGCGAGUGAACUAUAACGUUCAAUUGCCGUUAAUUGUAAAAUAUUCCUUGACGUUUUCGCAUAUUCUGCAUUUUUAAAUGAUAAGGCGUAGGAUACGUGAGUAUAGCGCUACUCGCUUUUUGGGUGAUAUAUUCUAAAUGAGUUGUUUCAAGUAAACAGACCUCCUGUAACAAACUAGUUGUUACUAAACUAUAUUGUAAAUGUGAGAGCAAAAUUGAAUUCUGUUAAAUUAUUUUGCGUUAUGUGAAUCGAAGAAUGAUAGAAAUAUAUUUUAAUUUCUAAAAAGAGACCUGUAUUAUUUGUAAAUAAGAAAUAGUUAAGUAUAUUAUAUUAUCUAGUUAUAUUUAGAAGAACAUGGCAGAUACUUAUAUGAUGGCCAGUUUUAGUGUAGUAUUACUAAAUUAAAAUCUACACAUGGUUUUACAUGUACAUACAAAUUACAAAUACCAUAAUAUACAUACAGUCAUGUCUCCAUGCGUUCAGAGUGCAGAUUUAAGAACUUACUUAAAAUUAUGACCUAGUCUUAACUUGACUGGAAAAGCUUAUAGAAAAAUAUAAUAGUUCAAUACCUACUAGAAUUAUUUUGAUAUUGUCAUUUCACUAAAAACUUUUCUCAAUUUCGUUGUUGCUUUUGUGUUUUUUUUAUACAGUUUCGUCUUCUUUUUCUUACAAUUUAAUGAAUAAUUAACUAUCUAGAAAAAAUCAAUGUCACAUCUGUUUUAGUAUUUUCUUUUAUUCUAUUCUGUACUCUGAAACGCUUGUUGAGUUUUAAUUCUGAAAUCUUAAGCUGUAAAAUAACAUUUUCUCUAUCUCUGCUCAUCCUGAUUUAACAUUACAAUUAAUUUCAACAUAACUUAUGAUCUAUGAUUGAAAGCAAUAAUAUAUAUAUAAAUACAAAGGAAAUAUAGGUAUACUUCAUUAUCUGUAUGUAGAUGUUUUAUUAAAUAUAUUAUAAUUCUAUGAAUUGUUGAAUAACUGAUUAAUAAUGAGAAAAUUGUGAUGAGCAUUGAAUUGAAAAUCUCUUUUUUCACAUAUUUUCAAAUGUUUGGUUCCUUUUUUUAGUGUAUUGUAUUUAUUUUGAGUUUAAAUAUUACAUUUUUAAUUUGAUAUUAUAUAUAUGCAGCAAAAAGUAAUUUAAAAUUUUUAAGAAAUCUAAAUGGAAUUAAGUUCCCAUAAAAUAAUUUCUACUUCACAAAUGUUUUCGAGCUGUGACCACCAGAAAUAGAUAAAGCUAAUUCCAACAAUAUCAAAAGAUUUUUUGUAAAGGAUGAUGUUUUGUCAUUCUGUUUAUGAUGGAUAUUUAGGAAUGCAAAUGAAAAUAAUUUCAUAUUCGUUUGAACAUUGAAAACUCAUAACUUACUACAGUAUUAAAGAGCAGUUUAUUAUUAAUCUGUAACUUAGAGUUGUAUGUAAAACUUCUCACUAACUUUUGUAAAAAAAAUUGGUGAUUUGUGCAUCUUUACUUCAUGCUAUGAUUAUGGACGCCUCUUUAGAGUUAGUCGACUAUUAUGAAAACAAUAAAAUAAGUCUUAUAUAAAGCAGUGGUCAAUUAUUCAAGCAAAAGUACUUAAUAUUCUACUUGUGAAAGUUUCAUAAAAUUGUAAACAGAAAAGCUUAUUUGUCUAGUUGAUCACAGCUUUUAACUUUAAAAUACAUACUUUUAAGGGACCUUCAAUUCCAGUUAGCUAGUUCUAUUUAUUGUAGUGAAUAUUCCUAUUGGAUGGAUCAUCAGAAAACAGAUUUUUGUGCGACCAAAUACUUUUCUAUAAAUUAUACCUCUGUAGGGUAAAAAAUAAAAAUUUGUUUAUAUAAAAUGGAAAAUAUCAUAAAAAUGUAUAGCAUAUCACAAGAUCACAUGGCAAAAAUCCAAAUGUAUGAUUCAUCCAAAAGAGUCAAUGAUUACAAUAUAUUUUGUUGAAUAUUGUAAUGAGCCACUGUCAAGUUAAGUAGAUUUCAUGCUCAUGCAAAAUCAAGAAACAACUUUUGGAAAUAAGUGAAGGAAGAAUUCUAAAUAAACAUAGCUACCAUGACUUCAUGUUCAUGAAACGCCAAACUGUACUAUAGUAGUAAACUUACCACAAUCAUGUUUAUUCAGGUUGGUAUUCACUGAAAUUCAUUUUGAAAUGUAUAAAAUGGGAAAACAUAACAUUUUUAUGUUAUUGAAAAUAAAAUGACCCUAAAACAUUAA